CCAGUUUUCCAUGUUUUGUUUAUUUUCCUGAGGCGGUGGGUGAAGCAAGACUUUUAAUAUCCCGAUAAUGGUGAACGCGAAGAGGCUUUGAACUUGAUCGAGUGGGGAUAUCGGCUACGAUUAAGGCUGUGAGAGCUUGAGUUAAAUUGAAGAUCCAAGAUUUCAUUUUAAAUUCAUAGACAAGGGACGUGUAGCCUGUACAUUGGCGACAUCGAUAACCUAGCCUACUACUUUAACGAAACUCAUUCAUUGAUCUAAUUUUACAGCAGUAAACAAGAAUCUCUUUACCUUCGGUUUACAUUCUCUGUAUCAUUUACCUCGGUAGACCUCCCACUAUAUUUUUCUUCCACGGAUUCUUCAAACUAAACGCGUCAUGGCCGGUGAACUGCAAAGGGGGAGGCCGGGCUCGGGGCGCUCUCGAACCGGGAAAGCUGUAGCGUUGGCUCGACUACUACACCGGGAUUGCACUCGCUUGUUGGAGCUUUACAAAGAGAAAGAAAGCUUCCCAUCCGAACACUCUACGGAGACAGAUCGGAUUUUGUCUCUCUGCGUGACUUCCCCCGAUCUCUCAGCCGAUGAGAGGGUGUGGCUUCUGCACUCCGCCCUUCAGCAAUGCCUCGGGCUACUGGAAUAUGUGAUUGGCCGGGAGGAGGAGCUAGAGGGCGAAGGGGACGAAGAAUAUCACAGUGUCCGUAGAACUGUGAGGGACAGGCUGGGCCACUUGCUCAACACGACUAGGGUCCUACUGGAGAAAGAAGAGGAAGUUAAUAUUCCAACACCCAAUCCCGACUGUAACAAGGACGUGGAGGUGGAUGAAGGAGAUGGCGUUUUUGGGAUGAAGCUCUGGAUCUACCGGGUUCUGCAGGAAUUGAUCCACUGGUCUCACUCAGCCUCAGAGGCCCUCCAUGUCUUCCACUCAGAGAGGGAAGCGAGAGAACAGGAGAGGCUGGGCAGUGAGAAUGACGGAGCUGAAAUCUAAGAGGGGGGGAAGGAGGGGGGCAGGAGGGAAGGGAACAGUGAAAUUAGCAUGGAGGUGGUAGGAAUCCCUACUUCAAUUGAAGACAAAGCGGGAUUGGUCGAAAUAGUAGCCCCAAUUACCUUUUUAUUUAUUUAAAAAGAAAAAUGAAUGUGAGAAUCGCUUCAGAAGAUAGUUUUAAAUCUCAAUUCUGUAAUAACUUUAAUAGUGUUAACAUGUGCUGCUAACCCACUGAAAUGUUAUAUUGUAAAGUAAAUCUAUAAGCUAUAUUGGCAGUUGCACUGUUUAAAGUUCACUUGUAGCUAAAAUGCCAUGACGCGUUGACUGUGAAAAUUGAGCUAAAGUACUAACACACUGCCACAUUCACUUGUUCCCCUGUGCAUGUAGCUAAAUCACUGGCAAACUAACACAGUGUUAAGUGGUCAGAAGUUUGUUGGUUGUGUAUAACUUUUGCUUUGUGUGAUAAACCUAGAUUGCUGCUGAACUGCAAUGCAACAGCUGUUGUGUUGCUGGUAAAUCACUUGAGAACUAAAGUGCAUUCAUCAAAUUGCCAUGUGACAGGAUCUUGCCAUGGACCAAGAAGAAACCUGCUUGAAAAUAUUUGGGAGAUUUGGUUGUCACUCUUCAGUUCUUUAAAAACACCAUUUAUGUGUAGGUAAAUGGUCAUUAUUUGUUUAAACUUCGGGUAGCAAAUGUCUCUUUGUGAAUCUUCAAGACUGCAUAUCCUGCAUUUUAGGUGACAUUCAAGAAUCUGACAGAUUGUGUAACAUUUCGAUUUUGAAAUAUUGAAGUGUUAUGUGCUUGGUUUGUCUUUUUGUGUAUUCAUUGCAACCAGUCUCAUGACAACAGAUCGCUAACAUUAUAACUCACUGACUUUAACAUUGUAACUAAAAUAACUCUCAUCUUUACUUUGUACCCUUGUUAAUCAUGGAGGGAGGGAGUGCUUAAAGAAUGUACAAUACAGCAACAGAACAGUGGGUGAGAAGAAAAAGACAUUUCAGAGGAAAAAACAUUUAAAGCCAAACUAAAAUGGGUUCUGUUUUCCUAAAGCUGUGUUAUGAUUUUUUUACUAUUUAUUAUUGUUCACAGAUUUGUACAAUUUACAGUAAAAUGUAAAAUGUUACACUUAUUUAUUUAAUAUUACGUAUAAUGUUCUAUUGCUCAAUCUCAGAAGAUUAUCUUGCAUCCUUUGUUUAAAUAUGGAUGUUGGUGCUCGAUGUGUACGCACCACAAGGAUAUACUAUAGAUGCAGGUAAAGGUAGAGUCAAAGGUCAAAUGUGGUGAAAGUAAGGAGCACUCUCUACUUCUGUACUCAUUCUAUCAUACUGAUACCUUCUUUUUUUUAAUAUAAAAUGCAUAAAAAUGUGUACUUGUGAAAUCAUUUAACAAUAAAUUCACAGUGUUCUGA
Messenger RNA from Conger conger (European conger), 2384 nucleotides. RefSeq lists its product as uncharacterized. Gene Ontology annotation, molecular function: ciliary neurotrophic factor receptor binding. Lineage: Eukaryota; Metazoa; Chordata; Actinopteri; Anguilliformes; Congridae. The transcript is spliced from 3 exons. Gene Ontology annotation, biological process: negative regulation of neuron apoptotic process; ciliary neurotrophic factor-mediated signaling pathway. The coding region runs from base 374 to 979 and encodes 201 amino acids. The record is from RefSeq and is a predicted model, not a curated record.